Rhagoletis pomonella (apple maggot) is the source of this 495-nucleotide messenger RNA. RefSeq names its product dynein heavy chain 10, axonemal-like. The annotation marks the transcript as partial. Gene Ontology annotation, biological process: microtubule-based movement. Gene Ontology annotation, molecular function: minus-end-directed microtubule motor activity; dynein intermediate chain binding; dynein light intermediate chain binding. The record is from RefSeq and is a predicted model, not a curated record. Gene Ontology annotation, cellular component: dynein complex. The transcript has 4 exons. Lineage: Eukaryota; Metazoa; Arthropoda; Insecta; Diptera; Tephritidae.
GCCAUCGCCGGCGAAAUCGGAAUGGACAAUGUGCUGGACAAUAUCGCCAAUUCGCUGUUCAAUGGACUGUUGCCAAGCGAUUGGCGCAAACUGGCGCCGGACACAUGCAAGCAGCUCGGCAGCUGGAUGGAACAUUUGCAGAAUCGUUCUACACAAUUCAAGUAUUGGGCCAUGUCAGGUGAACCGUUGGUGAUCUGGUUGUCUGGUCUACAUAUUCCGCAAAGUUAUCUAACCGCUUUGGUGCAGAUGGCAUGUCGUAAAAACGGUUGGCCGCUAGACAGAUCCACCUUAUAUACCUGCGUCACCAGCUACUUAGAUCCUGAUGAUGUGGAGGAGCGGCCAGCAACGGGCUGCUAUAUUCAAGGUCUGUUCCUGGAGGGCGCACGUUGGGACAUGGAUAUUAUGCAACUCGCACGCUCACAUCCUAAAAUAUUGGUGGAAGAACUUCCUAUUCUGUCUGUGGUGCCGAUAGAAGUGCACCGCCUCAAAUUACAG